Molecule: messenger RNA, 2469 nt
Organism: Dermatophagoides farinae (American house dust mite)
Lineage: Eukaryota; Metazoa; Arthropoda; Arachnida; Sarcoptiformes; Pyroglyphidae
Product: double-stranded RNA-specific editase Adar
Biological process (GO): adenosine to inosine editing; RNA processing
Cellular component (GO): cytoplasm; nucleolus
Molecular function (GO): double-stranded RNA adenosine deaminase activity; tRNA-specific adenosine deaminase activity; adenosine deaminase activity
Source: RefSeq, a predicted model, not a curated record
UCAAACAAUGAUUUUAGGUCGCGCGGUGGAUUUCUCGUUUUCGUUUCACAAUAUUGAAAUUAUUCGAUUGUAUCGAUUGUCCAGUGAGUCACGAUGUACGUUUUGUUUUACUCGAUCCCGAAUAUUUCCAAAAUCGUUCCAAAAUUUUUUCAUUUCGUCACUUCCAAUUAAAAAAUGGAAACUGAUGCCACGUGUUCCGGUGGUUCUAAUGUUAAUCUUCUAGAGAAUUUCAUACAAAACGUUCGACAGGAAAAUGACAAUAAACGAAAAAUUGUCGAAACAAAUUAUGAAAAUAAUGAAAAUGAAGAUAUUAAUAUAACAAUGAGUCAAGAAGAAAUUGAUGAAAUUAUUGCCCGCUUAAGAGCAAUUUUUUCUUUGGACAAAUCUCCUAUCCAAGUUCUACAUGAACUUUUUGCAAAUAAUAGCAAUGCUGUUAAAAUCAUUGAUAAAGGUUCUAUCGGCCAAGCUCAUGAUCCUUUACAUGAAACGUGGAUAACAAUACAAAAUAUUGGCAAUUUUAUUGGUAAAGCUAAAAGUAAACAAGAAUCCAAACAAAAAGCCGCACAAAAUGCUAUUAGCUUUUUUACUCGAUUCUUACCAUUGUCCACAGAGAAAAGUAAGAAUAAACGAAAGAAAAAGCGAAACAGAAAUAGUGAUUCUGCUUCUAAGAGUCUCGAUGAAUAUGUUCAAAAAAAUCAAACAGAAAAAAAUGAAAUUUCCUUAGAAGAGUUUUUGCCAAACGAGAUUGAAUUCAUUCCUAAACAAGAUUCGGAAAUAGUCGAAGCAAAUAAUGAUGAACAAUCCAUUAAUAUAACCAUUAAUAUCGAACCAGCACUUAAAUCGUAUACAUUAAAAUUCAUGCAAGAUGCAGAUUUUUCGCAACUUAUCUGUGAAAAAGUGUUUGAAAAAUGGUCAGAUACAAUCAAUCCAAUCAACCUGAACAAAUUAAUCAAUAAAUUGAUCUCCGAUGAACGUGCUAGACUUAAUUUUAUUCAACAGGAUUUAUGGCGAUACAAAGAAAUGGCUGGCUUUGUACUGGUUUCAGAUAUCGAUAAAAGUGUUCAAGUUUUAUGUAUUGGAACUGGAACUAAAUGUUUAGCUAGUGAGAAUCUAUCUCUUGAUGGUAAUGUUGUACAUGAUUCACAUGCCGAAGUGAUGGCUCGUCGAAGUUUAUUACAAGUUUUAUAUGAUCAUUUGGAAAAUUUAUUGGCAAACAAUUUGAAUGAUAAACCUGAGUUCAUUCUUGAGCCAAGUGAUUCGAGUGGAAAACGUUUUCGAUUGAAAAACCAUCUUAAAUUGCAUUUAUUCAUAACAUCACCUCCAUGUGGUGAUGCACGAGUAUUUAAUUUCAAUGAAAAUCUCAAAAAUAAUCAAGUCCCCAAAGGAGUAUUACGAUGUAAAAUUGAAAAAGGACAAGGUACUGUUCCGAUGCCAACUAAUUACAUAGCUACCUGGGAUGGUAUUCUUAUUUCCACUCAACGUUGUACAUUCAUGUCAUGUUCGGAUAAAAUAGCCCUAUGGAAUGUUGUCGGUAUUCAAGGAUCAUUGUUGAGUCUGUUUCUAGAACCAAUUUAUAUUGAAAGUUUGGUUGUUUCAAAUCUAUUUCGUUAUACUCAUCUUGUUCGCGCAUUACAUGGACGUAUUGAUAAGGAAAAAAUGAACAGCAAACUUGAAAAACUACCUGGUUACCGACUCAAUGAAUGUAAAGUUGGAUUUUAUGAUAAAUUAUCAUUUUCAUCCAAAGACUCAACAUUUUCAUUCAUUCCAUCGUAUUCACACAAUUGGUAUAGCCAUAUGGAACCGAAAUCUUCUGAACAAAUAUUUGAAGAUAUAGAAAUUAUUCGCUGUGAAACUGGUACAAAUUUUUUCAAUGAUGAAAGUUCUCGCUUAUCAAAACGAAAUUUAUUGGAACGAUUCAUGAAUCUAAUCACUAAUUAUCCGGAUAUUUGUCAGGAGAUACAUUUAACCGAAAAACCUGAUGAUAUGAAUGUGGAAAAAUUAUCAAUAUCCAAUUGUGUGGAUAAAAAUUAUCAUUUUGUAAAACAUAUUUCGCGUACAUAUCACCAAGCUAAAAUUGGAUUAUUCACCACAUUAAAAGAAAGUAAUCUUAGAACCUGGGUUCCAGCACCCAUUGAUGUGGAUCAAUUUCCUAUUUUGUCAUCAACAUUACCACAGCCACCAUCAUCAUUAUCGAUGCAGCAACAAGAAUCGGAACAAAAUAACGACGAUUCUACCACUAAUAAUAAUAAUAACGACGAUAAUCAUCUUAAAGAUAAAGAGAUAAUAACGUUAGAAUAAGGCAUUAUUAUUAUGAAAAAUCAUCAUUUGUUAUCAGUUCAAUAAUCAAUUCAUUUUUUUGGCUUUCUUUUCACCAUAAUUCGAAACUUUUGCACUUUUAAAUGCCAUAUAUAGGGCGUAAAUUACUGUGAAGAAAAAUUGAAAAUAAAAUGAAAUGAAAUGGUUUUUUUC